UUGACGACAUUUAACACGCCUACGGAUGCUCGUGGAGAAGAAAGAAGGCGGUAGGACAUCAAAACAGGAGGGGAGGUGGUGGGUAAGGAUGCAUGUUUUUUUUUUUCUGGUGAGUGUGAGGAGGCUGUGCCUAACUUGUCGAGUGCAUAAGAGGCUCCCUGUGCGCGACCCUCUCAGCAUUCAUGACCAGAGUGCCAGGCGAUCCAACUAUUGAACCUGACAGGAUUUGCACAGGGUUUGUUUAAGUCGUGGGAGCCAGCGCGAGUAUCAUCAUGGCCGUGUCCCACGAGAGGAUUGUGCGUCUGGGGCUCUGGUUGCUCCUCUUGUUGGGAGCAGGCACGGUUGUGGACGCAUGCAGCUGCCACCCAGCUCACCCACAGCAGCUCUUCUGCAGCGCCGAGACGGUGAUCAGGGCGAAAAUUGCUGGGGAGAAGAUUGUGUCGCCUAGCAACAGCUCCUCCCCCUACAUGAAGAUGAUCCAGUAUGAAAUAAAGAUGAUCAAGAUGUUCAAAGGGUUCGACAAGGCCAAGGAUAUCCAGUAUGUGUACACCCCAGUCUUCUCCUCGCUGUGUGGAGUCAAAUUAGACUCCAAUAACAAAGCAGGGUAUCUGCUCUCAGGAAGCAUGUGGAGCGACGGGCGGCUUUCCAUUGGUCAGUGUGACCUGGUGGAGUCCUGGGACAAUUUAUCACUCUCACAAAGGAAAAAUCUCAACUACAGAUACCAGAUGGGCUGUGAAUGCAGAAUCAACGUGUGCUACACGGUGCCCUGCGCAUCCACGGGAGAAAACGAAUGCUUGUGGACGGACUGGUUGCUGGAUAACAGCCUUAAUGGCGAGCAGGCACGGCAGUACGCAUGCAUUCGUCGCUCCGACACGACCUGUGGCUGGUACAGGGGCGGCCAUGCCCCCGAGAAAGACUUCCUGGACAUGACUGACCCGUGACCGUCUCAAGAUUCCAUCUCUGUCUGACUCCUGUCAUGCCUCCAGUCAGAGGGAUGUCCUGCUUUGGCUCGUAUAGCUGAAAUAUGGAUGAUUUAUGCGUAACAUAGCAACAGGGCUGAUAUCAUUUCUGAAAGAGCUCCCGCUACCAGAUGGAUGCUGCGGCAAUGCUAAUUAAAGUUUCAUUGAAUAAUCUUUACAAAGCGGUUUUAAAAAUGUGCAGAGGCAUUAGGAAAGCUUGGCAUUACCGUUGACCAGGAUUUAUACAUUAAUUCCGAGAAGAGCUUGGUUUCAUUUACUUAAUAUCGCAAUAUCGAAAUAUCCUGAUGCAGAAAAACAAGUGGACGCUUUUGUGAUCUCUAGGCUGAAUUAUUUUCCCUCUCUAUGCUCAGGCUGCAAAAAAAAAAAAAAAAAAAAAAAAAAAAAGCCUUGAACCACCAGCUGGUUAGGUUUGGUGCUGCUGGAGUGCUGAUUACAAAAAGGAAGAUAUUACAUUCCUCUUGUUGUAGCUUAACUACACUAAUUUAGAAUAGAAUCAAAAAAGCUCAAAAUGUUCAAAGCUUGUGAAUUCUUAUGAAUCCGCUAAAACCCUACACUCCCAGAACCUUUAAAUGUCAUUUUCUCACAAAAUAUGCAACAACUGCUGCUAGAACAAUUAUGCUGCCAGUGAACAUUAAAAAAUCAAAAUUACUUCAGAAAUCUAUCUGCUUGCUUCCGCAAUAGAUUAUAUUGACCAUCUAUAGUCAGUCAAAGCCUCUAAAAGAAUAGCUAACAAUAACACCGCUGCUUGAGUAUUGAUUCCUCCUGCUCAAAUUGCCUCAGCAACGUGCUUGCAUUUGAGAAACCCACGACAGCCUUAAGCUUCCACGGGCUUAACAUAAUAAUUUUGCAAAUUUUACUACACUUGCUGCUAAAACAAAUACUGUGCUGCCAUUGGACAUUGCAGAAAUUGACUCAUAAAUCCGCUUGCUUUUCUUCAUACUGUAUUAACUCUGGAAAGUCACGUGGACCAGCUGGUUCUGAGUGCUGCUGCUCAAGCUGAAUACAACAAGGAGAAGAGCUCCAAUUUUAGAAGAGAAUCUAAAAUGCAUCUUGUCACCCUAAAAGCUGUUCAGAGCUUGUGGUCCCUUAGCAACUACAGGACUAUAUUUCCAGAGCCUUUAAAAGUCAUUUUCUGAAAAUUAGGUUGCAGCCGCCGCUAAAACAACCACUGAUCAGCUACUGAACGUUGCAAAUGUCAAUUACCUAUCCC
This is a messenger RNA of Hippocampus comes (tiger tail seahorse), 2190 nucleotides long. Its product is annotated as metalloproteinase inhibitor 4. Gene Ontology annotation, cellular component: extracellular matrix. The record is from RefSeq and is a predicted model, not a curated record. The transcript has 6 exons. Gene Ontology annotation, biological process: response to hormone; response to cytokine; negative regulation of membrane protein ectodomain proteolysis. Bases 273 to 941 code for a protein of 222 amino acids. Lineage: Eukaryota; Metazoa; Chordata; Actinopteri; Syngnathiformes; Syngnathidae. Gene Ontology annotation, molecular function: protease binding; metalloendopeptidase inhibitor activity.